Molecule: messenger RNA, 3237 nt
Organism: Austrofundulus limnaeus
Lineage: Eukaryota; Metazoa; Chordata; Actinopteri; Cyprinodontiformes; Rivulidae
Gene: dlat
Product: dihydrolipoamide S-acetyltransferase (E2 component of pyruvate dehydrogenase complex)
Exons: 14
Coding region: 152-2077 (641 amino acids)
Biological process (GO): pyruvate decarboxylation to acetyl-CoA
Cellular component (GO): pyruvate dehydrogenase complex
Molecular function (GO): dihydrolipoyllysine-residue acetyltransferase activity
Source: RefSeq, a predicted model, not a curated record
UAGUGUUUUUUCGACAGGAGGAGGUCAUAGGAAAGUGAGGAGUAAAGAAAGUCGGAGCCCAGGAUUCARCUCGGACCCUGCUUAUUUCUGAUGCCGCUGUGAGGCAGAUACAUUAUUUACCAACCAGGUGUAGUGUUUCAACCGCUGCAACAUGCUUCGUGUYGUACUGCGGCUCAGGCCGACUCCCGGUCUCUCCUGUCCCCGCGUCCUCCCGGCGGCCGGGCCCGCUGCUGCCGCGGCGGCGCUCGGCUCUCGCUCUGUCUCCGGAACCGGGUGUCUCAGGCGGCUCAGCUGCGGAGAGGUGUCCCGGACUGUGUCCCUGGGUUCCAGCUUUAACCGUAAGACGACCUGGSCGCGGUGUCCCCACCUGGCAGGCUGUCAGAAGCGUUUCUACAGCCUGCCGCCCCACCAGAAGGUGGAGCUUCCUGCGCUCUCGCCCACCAUGCAGACAGGAACCAUCGCUCGCUGGGAGAAGAAGGAAGGUGACAAAAUCAGCGAGGGUGACCUUAUAGCUGAGGUUGAGACCGAUAAGGCCACGGUAGGGUUUGAGAUGCUGGAGGAAUGCUACCUGGCAAAGAUCCURGUUCCUGAAGGCACCAGAGAUGUCAACAUUGGCUCAGUAAUCUGCAUCACAGUUGACAACCCAGAUCUUAUCGCAGCUUUUAAAGACGUAACGUUGGACUCCUUUAAAUCCACCGGUGCUACUCCAUCACCCGCUACCUCCGCUGCUGCUCCUCCUCCAGCUGCUGCAGCUCCGCCUCCUGCAGCACCGGGCAGCUCCUACCCCCCACACAUGAAGAUUCCACUUCCUGCYCUCUCCCCCACCAUGACCAUGGGAACAGUGCAGCGCUGGGAGAAGAAAGUCGGUGAGAAGCUGAGUGAAGGAGAUCUGCUGGCUGAGAUUGAAACCGACAAGGCGACUAUCGGCUUCGAGGUGCAGGAGGAAGGUUAUCUGGCUAAAAUCAUGGUGGCAGAGGGAACUCGGGACGUUCCUCUGGGAACGCCGCUCUGCAUCAUCGUAGAAAAAGAAAGCGACAUCGCUGCUUUCAAGGAUUACGUAGAGACCGGGGUGGCUGAGGUGUCUGCCCCGCCUCCACCUCCUGCUGCUGCUGCUGCUCCUGCAGCGGCUGCAGUUCCCAGCGCCGCUCCAGCAGCUGCCGCUCCUGCAGCACCGAGGAAAGGCCGCGUCUUCGCCAGCCCCCUCGCCAAGAAGCUUGCUGCCGAGAAGGGCAUUGACCUGGCACAGGUCGGCGGUUCUGGUCCGGAUGGACGCAUCACCAGGAAAGAUAUUGAGAGCUUUGUUCCUCCGAAGGCUGCACCUGCUGCAGCUCCCGCUCCAGCUGCUGCCCGAGCUGCUGCUCCUCCAGCUGCUGCUCCGGCUGGCACCUUCACAGACAUCCCCAUCAGCAACAUCCGCCGGGUCAUCGCUCAGAGGUUGAUGCAGUCCAAACAAACAAUCCCCCACUACUACCUGUCUGUAGACGUCAACAUGGACCAAGUGCUGGAGCUCCGAAAAGAGCUCAACGAGGAGGUGAAAUCCCAGAACAUUAAACUGAGCGUGAACGAUUUUAUCAUCAAAGCCAGCGCCCUGGCCUGCCUCAAAGUUCCUGAGUGCAACUCCUCCUGGUUGGACACGGUCAUUCGUCAGAAUCACGUGGUGGACAUGAGCAUAGCGGUGAGCACKGCCAACGGCCUCAUCACACCCAUCGUGUUCAACGCCCACAUCAAAGGCCUGGCCGCCAUCAGCUCCGACGUGUCGGCCCUCGCCGCCAAAGCCAGGGAGGGCAAACUGCAGCCGCACGAGUUCCAGGGAGGAACGUUCACCAUCUCCAACUUGGGGAUGUUCGGCAUCAAGAACUUCUCGGCGAUCAUCAACCCUCCUCAGGCCUGCAUCCUCGCCGUKGGAGGCUCGGAGAGGCGGCUGAUGCCCGCUGACAACGAGAGAGGGUUCGACGUGGCGAGCUUGAUGUCGGUGACGCUGAGCUGUGACCACCGGGUGGUGGACGGGGCGGUCGGCGCCCAGUGGCUCGCAGAGUUCCGCAAGUUCCUGGAGAAACCYGUCACCAUGCUGUUGUGACGAGACUGCGAGCGGCAGCGAACAGACGGCGAGGUCUCUCACUCAAGAGGUGUGGGCGGUCCGGAUCCUCCUGCCCACCAGGUCACUCCCAGAUCWCCUGAAGAGGGCGGGGCAGAGGAAGAACUCACUCCGCUUUUACCUGUCUGUCCUUUUCUGUCUUUGUCUCUUCUUGUCCCCCGUUCACUAACUAUUUAUUCUGGCCCAAUCUAAUGAGAAACAAUUUAUCUUUAGGGGGAAAAGUUUAUUAAACUAUUAAAAAUGAUUUGCAAAAGACAAAAAUGUUUCAUGUCCAGCUAGGAAAAGGUGUGUGUGUGUCUGGUGUUUGUUUCCUUUUUAGGACAGUUUCUGGUAUAAACACCUGCCUUGUCAGGACCAGUCCUUUUGGGGACCAGAGACUGGUCUUAAUCAGGUGGAACAUUAUUGAUGGGUGGUGGGUCAGACUACAGACAUGACUGGAAGUCAGUACACGGUCCUAAAAAGGAAAGAAAUACCAACUUGUGUGUGUGUGUGUGUGUGAACAUCUAUAGGCUUUUAUCUGAGUUUGUGUUAAUACUCUACAGAAAACAGGAAGUGCCAUGGUUUUAAAUAAUGAAUUAUAGUUUUUGUUUGUUUGCUGGCAAGAAAAGCGAGGACACACAAACACACACACACUGUUUCUGUGGGUUAAUGCUGCAGUGUGUAUAUUCACUGUGCGUGAACACAGUGCUGUAUAUUUAUGUAAAUGAUGGCGAGCUGUUUCGUUCAAGUAACCAGUCUCCAUGGAGAUCUCAAUGUAAAAUUUACAAACUGUAAUUUACUGUUUGGUCCUGAGUGACAACAGCUCCUCUGACAACAAACAUGGAACUGUUUUGCCAAUGCUCUCUUCAGUCUGUUUUGAAUUCCUCUUUCUCUCAGCUGAAACGCACAAACCUGGUGCUGGAUGUGAUUUGAAUAAAUCUGGAGAGUUAAACCUCAGGCUCUUUGUUUGCUGUCAGUAGACUUCACUGUGAGUCUAACCAUGUGAUCAGAACCUGUGGAACACAGGAGAACUUGCUGAGCUGCACAUGGGUUCAGUCAAGAUCUUCAACCUCCUGUUAUUUGUUCUUUUUAAAACUUGGUCAGCUGUUACUAUGAAUUUGUUCCGACCCGCACCAAAUAAAAACAAAUCUAUGGCACCUGAA